This is a messenger RNA of Micropterus salmoides (largemouth bass), 1704 nucleotides long. RefSeq names its product anti-dorsalizing morphogenic protein (gene admp). The coding region runs from base 376 to 1527 and encodes 383 amino acids. Gene Ontology annotation, cellular component: extracellular region. Gene Ontology annotation, biological process: SMAD protein signal transduction. Gene Ontology annotation, molecular function: growth factor activity; cytokine activity. The transcript has 5 exons. The record is from RefSeq and is a predicted model, not a curated record. Lineage: Eukaryota; Metazoa; Chordata; Actinopteri; Centrarchiformes; Centrarchidae.
UCAGAAAAAAAAAAUUCUACACAAACAAAGUCACUCGUGGAUAAGUACCAAGCUUUUUCAAAGGCUAGAUUUAGUUUAUUAGAGCCUUUAUUGCCAGACGUGGGGACAAUGGGCUUGAAUAAAAUCUACAAUCGGGCUCACACCUUGUUAACGCCGCCAUUAGUCUCCCUUUACAUUCGCUGAUUGGUGAUUUACAUUUGCGACCAAAUAGCAUUUUUACUGCUGUUUGCCAAGGCUUUGAGGGCACUGAAGAGUGAACGGGAGCCUUUGUAAAUAAAAAGUCGAGCUUCAAGGACCCUGCAGUCACUCCAACUUCAAGUUGCUGGCCAUUUGACUGGCUCAGGACACCCGGGAUCUAUCUGCUCAAGCUUGGAGAUGUUGAUGUUUGUGAUCAGCUUUGCCACUUUAGUGUGCGCCGCCGCUGCACGGCCUUCACUUCAUUUCACCGCCGAGAACGAGUCAAAGGAAGUCCGUUCAGCUGCCAUCAAGAGACUUUUGGAGGUUUUUGGGAUGGAGGACCCUCCUGCUAUCCAUGGACACAAGCAGCCACCACAGUACAUGCUUGAUCUGUACAACACGGUUGCUGAUGUGGACGGUGUGACUAAGGACCCUUAUCUUCUGGAGGGGAAUACUGUGCGCAGCUUUUUUGACAAAUUGCGCAGUGAACAGGUGGAGUUCAGGUUCAACUUGUCCACGGUUGCCAGAACUGAGAAGAUUCUCACUGCAGAGCUCCAUCUUUUCAAGCUGCGACCUCAGGCAACACUGACAUUCCACAGACAUCAUUUCUGCCAGGUUAGUGUUUAUCAGCUGCUUGACACAAGCAAAACCAACAAUACACAAGAGAAGAAGUUGCUGUCUUCUCGCCUCAUCCCAGUUCACUCUACUGGUUGGGAAGUGUUCACCAUUACACAAGCAGUCCGCUCUUGGAUGGUAGAUGAAGGCAGUAACCUGGGGCUCCAUGUGGUGGUUCGGACCCUGGGAGGAAGUCAGAUGGAUAUGAAACUGAUCCGUUUUGCUUCAGGGCGCAACCACCACCAGAGCAAACAGCCCAUGUUGGUCCUCUUCACUGACGAUGGCCGCCGCUCUGCUACUCUUGAAAGCACAGACCCAAAUGAUGCAACAAUCACUUCCAGCCUGCCACAGGCUUCCAUAUCAGGUCCGUCCUCCCGCAGCGCCCGCUCCCUGGACAGCGGGGAGGAAGGUGUGUCUUUGCCUUGCCAGCGUCUGCCCCUCUACGUCGACUUUGAGGAGAUUGGCUGGUCGGGCUGGAUUGUGUCUCCCAAGGGCUACAACGCUUACCACUGCAAAGGCUCCUGCCCCUUCCCUCUGGGUCAGAACAUGAGGCCGACCAACCACGCUACCGUCCAGUCCAUCAUUAACGCCCUGAAGCUGAUCAAAGGCAUUCAGACGCCGUGCUGCAUCCCCGACAAGCUCUUCUCCAUCAACUUGCUCUACUUCGACGAUGAUGAGAAUGUCGUCCUGAAACAGUAUAAUGACAUGGUGGCUGGAAGCUGUGGCUGCCACUGACAUCAACCAGCCACUGGUGUUGGGCUGCACAGACAUUCAUAAAUAUUUUAAUGUAAAUCUGGGUUUUGGUACACAGAAGUGAAACUAAUGAGUAAUGUGCAGAGUCCCAUAUGUGGCACUGUAAUAUAUGUAAAUAUCCAUAAAUUAUAAUAUAUGGCAGUGAUGGAAGUAAUAUCC